Gossypium raimondii (Peruvian cotton) is the source of this 813-nucleotide messenger RNA. Its product is annotated as calmodulin-binding protein 25. NCBI's taxonomy places the organism in Eukaryota, Viridiplantae, Streptophyta, Magnoliopsida, Malvales, Malvaceae. The record is from RefSeq and is a predicted model, not a curated record. Bases 83 to 742 code for a protein of 219 amino acids. The transcript has a single exon.
ACAACCCCGCUUGAAUUUGUGUGGUGGAAUUGGGAAGCCUUAGUAACUAGUACUAGGAGAGACACAAAGAGAAAAAAACCAAAUGUCCACCACCUUUGGAACCAUGAAUGGAACUCUGUGUACCUCUUCUUCUCCUGAGUGGAUGCAACUGUAUGAACAAACCAUUGAUGCUUGUUUCGGAUUCUCCGAUGCUACUGCCGUCACCGUCACCACGAACAACUUAACCUCCAACACUUCAUAUGCAGCCGCCGUUGACCACUACUUGGCCCCCAAGGCCUGUAUAUCAAAGUCUAUUAGGAGACGAUCUAGAGCUUCAAAGAGGACACCCGUCACCCUCCUCAAUGCCGACGCCAAAAACUUCCGAUCCUUGGUGCAACAAUUCACGGGCUGUAGCCGUCGUAGCACCUCCAUUUCAUUUGCCAAAAACCCAAGAGGUCCCGUCAAUAUAAAUUUUGCCCAUGUUAAUCCAAAGAACGACGACGACCACCACCAUAAUUACACUAGUCAUUCAGAUCAUGCUUCAACAAUACCGCAGCCUGGCACUAAUGACUGUUGGAAGUCUCAACUGCUGCAACGGCAAGAAAAGCAUGAACAUCAUCAUCAUCAUCAACAACAUGAUGAUGAGUACCAACAGCGAGUGUCAAAUGAAGAACAAGAAGGCGAGUUUUCUUUUGACAGUAUCACGUCGACUGAUCAUGAUGAUCUAUUUCCGCAAGGGUUUGUGAUAGAUGAUUUGUAUUAAAUUAUUAUAUAGAUGUUGUAGAGAGAAAGUCAAUAAAAGUAACCACUGAAUCUGAAGGCUGUUCAUCUUCA